This is a messenger RNA of Rotaria sp. Silwood2, 423 nucleotides long. The record is from the annotation of a GenBank genome assembly. NCBI's taxonomy places the organism in Eukaryota, Metazoa, Rotifera, Eurotatoria, Philodinida, Philodinidae.
AUGUUCAAUUAUUUAUUAUUAUUAAAUGGUAUAAAAAUAAAUCAAAUUCUAAAAGGACGUGUUGUAAAUUCAACAUCUAAUUGGAAAUCAAAUUGUUCAACAUGUAUUUGUCAAUGUAUUCAAUUCAAUUUAUCAUCAUCAUCAUCAACGUUAUGUUGUUAUGCCAAUUGUUAUACUAACAAUGAUACUUGUCAAGUAUUUAUUUCUGCAUCAAAUACUAAUCCUGUUAUUGUCAUUGACCAAACAAGUAUUGUUUACUUUGUUAAUUAUUCAACUUAUACAACAACAACUAGACCUUCUAUUACAAGUACAAGCACAAAUUAUGGAAGUUUACUGAUUGCAAAUACAGUUACAAAUAAUACUUCUACAAGAACAUCAUCAAUUAGUGUAACAUACAUAACUACUAAGACUACAACUCCUUGA